AGGAGAACAUCCAAGUGAGGUGUAAUCACAUAUUUUAGAGCUUAGCAUCUUUUCCCAUUCUUCAUUUCCUUAUCUCAUUUAUUCAGUGCACGCAAAUCAUUCACCAAGAUACAAAAAACUCCCCAUAAAGAUCUCUCUCGGUAACGUCAAUGGGAACUAAACCCAUCCAGCCUGCCGCAUCUUCUGAUCAGGAAGCUGCAGAGAACAAAACAGAGGAGAAGAGAGAUCUGCCUAGAAGCAAAAACAGAGUGGUGACCAUGGCCAAGUACUGUUCUUCUCUGAUGCUUCUCGGUUUGAGUUUGAGUGCGCUUCUGGUAGUGGCUUUUGGUGCUGGUGAUGGGGAAACCAAGAUUGGGACUUAUGAGCUCAAGAAAGGGAAGAUGUCACUCAAGGUCACCAACUAUGGCGCCCAUAUGAUGUCCUUCAUUGUCCCUGACAAAUACGGGAAGCUGAAUGAUGUGAUUCUUGGAUAUGACACUGCUGAGGCUUACAAGAACGACACCAACAGCUUCGGAGCCACGGUGGGCAGAGUCGCCAACAGAAUCGCCGGCGCUCAGUUCACUCUCAACGGCACCCUCUACAAAUUGAUCUCCAACGACGGCAAGAACACGCUUCACGGCGGCCCAAUUGGGUUCUCCAAGGUCAUCUGGAAAGUGACCGACUACAAGCCCAACGACGUCGAGCCUUACAUCGUCUUCCAAUACCUCAGCCCCAAUGGCGAGCAAGGGUUCCCCGGCGACGUGGUGGCGGUGGUGAAGUACACUCUCCUAGCCUACAACCAGCUGAGCAUCAAGAUGAAAGCCAGAGCACUCAACAAGGCGACACCGGUCAACCUGGCCAACCACGCCUACUGGAACCUCGGCGGCCACGACAGCGGCGACAUCCUCUCCAACGAGCUCGAGAUCUACGCCUCCCGCUACACCCCGACCGACGGCGAGCUCAUCCCCACGGGGAAAGUCGUCUCCGUCGUGGGGACGCCCUACGACUUCCUAAAAUCGAAAUCCGUCGGGAGCAGGAUCGGUGAGUUGCAAAAAGGGUAUGACAUCAACUAUGUGCUGGACGACAAGGAAAUAAUCCGGCGGGGGAACAAGAGGGGGCUGAGGAAGGCGGCGGUGGUUCAUGAUCGGAAGACCGGGAGGGUGAUGGAGCUGUUCACGAACCAGCCGGCGGUGCAGCUGUACACUAGCGGGUCGCUUGGAGAGACGAAAGGGAAAGGUGGGGUGGUGUACAGGAAGAGUGGGGCUCUGUGUUUGGAGACUCAGGGGUAUCCUGAUGCUGUGAAUCAUCCCAAUUUUCCUUCCACCAUUCUUACUCCUUCCAAGCCUUAUGAGCACCAGAUGCUGCUGAGGUUCUUCACUUCGUAGAUGGUAUAAUGAUGAUGUAUGAGUUCUAGUCUGGUUUUGUUGUGCUUGUGAGGUCGGAUGAAGAGAUUGACCAUGGAAUUGUGUCUAAAUUUCAUUGAGCAAAGCAAGUGAGCAUAUCCUAGUACUCUUCAAUGAACCAAUUUUAGAAUUUUAAAUUGGUGUAACUUUCAAUUCAAUUCUGCCGUUAUAAAUUUGAGACCUCCAAAUUGAAAAUAACUGAUAUAUGCACUAAAUCAAUUACUUGUUUGCUUCAA
Molecule: messenger RNA, 1618 nt
Organism: Linum tenue
Lineage: Eukaryota; Viridiplantae; Streptophyta; Magnoliopsida; Malpighiales; Linaceae
Source: the annotation of a GenBank genome assembly